Messenger RNA from Exophiala xenobiotica, 1993 nucleotides. RefSeq lists its product as uncharacterized. The coding region runs from base 428 to 1783 and encodes 451 amino acids. The transcript is spliced from 2 exons. Lineage: Eukaryota; Fungi; Ascomycota; Eurotiomycetes; Chaetothyriales; Herpotrichiellaceae. Gene Ontology annotation, biological process: piecemeal microautophagy of the nucleus; maintenance of cell polarity; exocytosis. Gene Ontology annotation, cellular component: cytosol; intracellular membrane-bounded organelle; membrane. The record is from RefSeq and is a predicted model, not a curated record. Gene Ontology annotation, molecular function: oxysterol binding.
CUUGUCGGAUGGGACGUCGCUGGAAGAAUCUGGUCGGUUCGUGGACGCCGUUCACGACCAUCACGACCAUCACGACCAUCACGACCUUUUCACAUGCUCGUAGCCGUUGCUUACAUUAUCCUGGGUGGUCAUUGCCCGACGGUGAUAGGUUGGUGUUUCUCUAUUCGUUUCAUCAUCGUCAGGCAUUCGACGUGACACAGGCCGACCAGCGACCAGGGUUUUGCUAUUUUUGAAACGCUCCAAAUAUCUCAACAAAUUUUCCCUUUCCCUUUCGCAUCGCUUGACGCUUAACCUUUGUUUCGAAAAACCGUUCUCUAACCCAGGAGAAUCUCCGCUUACGCCAGUUGGACGCGCGGCCGGUGACAACCCGUGAGGCUGGUGGACGAUAACGAAGCUCCCGUCCCCGUCUUUCCUAUCUAGCGCCAAUAUGGACAGACUGCGAGUAAAGAUGAAACGCAGAAGAAGCAGGGAGAAAAGCGAAUCUGAACAGUCGGAUGGUUCGUCGGUCUGGGAUUCGGAUGCGAGUCGCCAAAGCCAGAGCCACACACCAAGUGAUGGAAGGCUGGGCAAUGUAUCCGCCCUAAGAGACUUCCUCUCUUUCCUAGCCACAGUCUCAGGCGACAUCUCACACAUCACUGCCCCGCCAUUCAUCCUCGCCCCUCAAUCUCUCACCGAAUUCCCCAGCUACUGGGCCGAACGACCAUCACUAUUCACAGCACCCGCACAUGAGACCUCGCCUGAAAAGCGGUGCUUGGCCGUCCUCAAGUUGUACCUCGCCUCGCUCCAACGACAAUAUUACGUCGGGCGGACCGUCAAAGAGGGCCUGAAGAAGCCGCUCAACCCGUUCCUUGGCGAACUGUUCUUGUGUGAAUAUACCGACCAUGACUUGUCUUCGGAAAAGGACACCUCUUCCACAGUCCGGGUGAUAAGCGAGCAAGUCUCCCAUCACCCACCCACCACGGCAUGCUACUUGUCGUCCGAUGAGCAUGGCGUCCACGCCGAGGCCUACUCCACGCAACAAACAACCUUGUCCGGCACAUCGAUCAUCAUUCGCCAAUCUGGCCAUGCCCUGCUGACGGUCGACAAGUACAACGAGACGUACCUGCUUCCGCUACCCGAUGUACGGGCACGGGGUGUGUUGACAGGCGUCCCCUGGCCCGAACUCGGCGACACAUACAAGAUCAUCAGCUCCACUGGUUUCACGGCCGAGAUGAAAUUCAUCCCAAAAAAACUGUGGGGUGGGGAGCGCAACGUCUUUGAGGCCAGCGUGUACCGGACGGACGAUAUAACCAAGGACGCCAUAUACAUGAUGGGCGGACACUGGAGCAGCCGGUUCAGCAUAUACAACACGCACGGCCACGAGAUCGAGGUCUUUGACCUAGCGGACGCCAAGAACCAGCCUGUGCCGGCGACGAUAGCGCCUGUCGAGAAGCAGAGCCCAUGGGAAAGUCGACGGGCGUGGAAGGAGACGUUUGAUGCAAUCCGCCGGGGUGAUCAGACGACUAUCGUAAAUGAGAAGAGUAAGCUCGAGGAGGCGCAGAGACGCAUGAGGGAACAAGAGCAGGAACAGGGCCAGCAGUGGGAGAGCAUGUUCUUCAAUCGGACGCCGGACCUGGAUGGCGAGAAUAAAGAAGUCAUCGAGCGGUUGUUCGAGAUGGUGGGCCAUGACGGCGAGGUCGAGAGACUGAAAGGCAUCAAUGGUAUUUGGAGGUUUGAUCGAGAGAAGGAACGGAAGUGGAAGGAGGGACGCGGCGUGGUGAGGCCGGAGAGUCCAUUUGGGUGAGACAUGAUGCAAAUGGGAGAAUUGUCAAUUUUGCACCGAGCGACAGGAGUUCAAGAUGGACAGAUGCAGCAACAUUUGCCGGACAAUAGGGCCGGGAUAGACCGAUCACGGCCGUGAUGAUACCCAUUGAUGAGAUUAAUGAUGGUUAUAAAGCAUUAUAUGGAAAUAGAUUCGUAUGGACCUAUUGAUCCAGUUCGGCGUUGAAUCAUG